AUGCCCAACGGAAAUGCUUUCUGGGCUGCUGGCAAGCACAUCGUUACCUCCACGAACCCUCCCACCCCCACAUCUGGCGAAACACCAAACAAGUUUCUGAGCAAUGGAAACGGUGUUGACUGUGUCACUCCCGGUGCCAAGAAGGUGUCUUGGGCAGAUGAGGAGGAGGAUGAGAAGUUCCUCGCCCUUUUGGCAUCCCGACCAGAAAACCCGGCCGUUGCUUCGUUACAGACCACAAUUACUGACAAGGAUGAGCUUCUCAAGGGAUUGGAAGCGACUGUUGUUACUAAGGAUCUUCGUAUUGGCGAGCUGGAGGCUGCUGCACAAGAGAGUCACGAACACAUGGAAUAUCUUGAAGAGAGCCUGCAAGUGAAAGAAAACACGGUCAAGACGUUGGAGAGGGAAAACCACGUGCAAUUCGUCAAGAUACAGGAAUUGUACCGUGAGACUACUGAGAAGGAGGAGCGCAUCCACUGCCUGGAACGCGAACUGGAGCGGCUCGCUGUUGCCCAAGAGCCCAAGCAAAUACCUGUCUCAGAUACCCAGCUAUCAACCAGGAAUGAUGGUGCAAACAGCAAUGAGAUGGUCAAGCCCGAGGCCGAGACUUUCACGUCAACUGUUGCUCCAGAGAAGUCCAAGAGUGUUGAGACGCCAGAGUCCAAAGAGGCUAUCUCUAACUCUACCGAGCUUGCUUCCGCUAAGAAGACCAAAGACGACCUGACUGAGAAGUCUGCAAAUGGUCCAGCUUCCCAAGACAUCGACUCUCCGACAUUCGUGACAAAAGAGACUUUGAAGGUCGUCCCUCCUGCUCCCAAGCCAAGGGUACUGACAUUCCCCAUCGACAUGUCCAAGUAUGGGAAGAAGCCUGCUCCUGAUGUCGCUACCAAAGAUCAAGGACCAUCUCCAGGGUCCAUGGGAGGUAAGAAAGGUCGCACUGAGUCGUGGAAUCGGUCACCGAAACAGGCGCGCGUCAAGACGGACGCAAAACCCUUUUUCAAUCCUUCAGCCGACAUUCGACAAAUGCCGUCUACUCAGCGUGUUCUCUACGGAAAUGGUCCAGACGUUUCCUUCAAGCUCGGUGACGUCGAGCUCAAGACCCUCCCUCAGUACGUCCUGAUGCAAUGCUCUGGGAAAGCAUUCCAACACUUCAAGACCAACCCAACUGCAACUUCGUGGUCUUUCCCAGCGGGUUCAAUGGACGCAGACGCUACAAAGUCUCUCCUUAACUGGAUGGACGAAAUGACAUACCAGGGUCGUGUCUACUCUGUCUCACUGAACUCGGCACCAGCGAACGACCAUAGGAACAUCCAGAUCUGCCGUGCUGCGCGUGUCAUGGGCCUGAACAACGCCUAUGUUGGACACUUCACCAAGCGUCUCUGCGAACGUGUUCGUAGCAAGGAUGUCUCCCUAGAGUUUAUGGAUCUGCUGUGCAAGUUCGCCUAUCCAGAGAACGAUCCAGUGUUCGACUGCCUGGCCAACAGGCUGGCCAUGCAAAAGGCAGCCGGUAGUAUGCAGGGCAAGGCGAUGUUGGAGAAGUUGGCUACCGCCUACCCUGUUCUGAGGGUCAAGGUAGAGAAGAUCGAGCGGAGGAUGGGUGCUACUUGGGCACGUAAGUAG
This is a messenger RNA of Bipolaris oryzae ATCC 44560, 1617 nucleotides long. RefSeq lists its product as uncharacterized. The record is from RefSeq and is a predicted model, not a curated record. Bases 1 to 1617 code for a protein of 538 amino acids. The transcript has a single exon. NCBI's taxonomy places the organism in Eukaryota, Fungi, Ascomycota, Dothideomycetes, Pleosporales, Pleosporaceae.